GAAGGAGUAAGGAAAGGAAAGGAAGAAGGGGGACUAACGCGCAUCAGAGCCGGGAUUUUCAAGCUGGAGAGGAGGAGAAGCUCAAGAGUGAAUGGCGCUGUGAGCUCCUUUGCCACGUUCCCAUCAACCUGCCAUUGAUUGAAUAUUGAGGUUUUGGCCCAGCGGUGAAAUGAACCAGAGUGCCGGCUCCCACUUGUCUGGUUCGCCUCAACUCUCCAAAAGCAGCCUCCUGGCCAUCUUGGGCACCUCUCAGCCGGAACGGAUGAGCCUCUCCGACUCCAUGUCGCCCACGCCAAAGAGUGGCACCCCUUCUCCCGGCCCGUCUCCGCUCUCAUUGUUGAGCCCCGGUUGCCUCGAAGUGGGCGAUUGGGAGAGCAGGGAAGAGUUGCGCCUCCGUGAACUGGAGGAAGCCCGAGCUCGGGCGGCCCAGAUGGAGAAGACCAUGCGCUGGUGGUCAGACUGCACGGCCAACUGGCGGGAGAAGUGGAGCAAGGUGCGGGCUGAGCGCAACAAGGCCAGAGAGGAGGUGCGGCACCUGCGGCAGAAGCUGGAGAACCUCAGCAAGGAGCUGACCGGCCUCAAGCGGGAGAGGCAGGAGGCCCUCAACGAGAAGGAGCAGCUGGGCAAAGAGCUGGCCCGCCUCAAAGUGGAUAGCGGCGAGGAAGAGAAGGAGAAGGAGCUCGACAACCGUGUCACCUCCGAGAAGGAGAGCCAAGCUGCUCCGGAGCAGGAACCAGUGCGAGACCCGGGCUCCGAGAAGAUGCCAAAGAAUAAGGAGUUUGAGUUGAUGGAGAACCUCUUGAAGAGCAAGCAAGAAGGGCCGGAGUACUGGGACCAGCGGAGUUCGGUCAGUGUCCGCUCGUCCCUCGCCCGCCAGGAGAGGAACCGGCUGCUUUGGGAAGAUGUCUCAGUCAAUGAAGACGACGCCACCAAGAUCACCGCUCUCAAGCUGCGCUUGGAUGAGUCCCAAAAGGUCCUACUCAAGGAGCGAGAGGACAAGAUGUCCCUCAGCAGGAACAUUGAGAAGCUGGAAGGGGAGCUGAGCCAGUGGAAGAUCAAGUACGAAGAGCUGAACAAGAACAAACAAGAAGUGCUGAAGCAGUUGAAUAUCCUCAAAGAAAUCCACCAGGAUGAGCUGGGACGCAUCUCUGAGGACCUGGAAGAUGAGCUGGGGGCUCGAUCGAGCAUGGACAAGAAGCUGGCGGAGUUGCGCUCCGAGAUGGAGCGCCUCCAGGCUGAAAAUGCAACCGAAUGGGGGAAGCGGGAACGCCUGGAGACCGAAAAACUGAACCUCGAAAGGGAGAACAAGAAGCUGCGGGCACAGAUUGAGGACCUGGAGGAAGUCUUGGCCCGGAAGCGGAGGCAGACGGUCAGCGCCCUGGACACCGAUUUCAAAACUGUCCAAGCGGAGCUCUUUGAGAAGAACAAGGAACUGGCCGACCUGAAGCACGUGCAUGCCAAGCUGAAGAAGCAAUGCCAGGAGAAGAUGGCAGAGCUGGCGCAUGCCAACCGGAGGGUGGAGCAGCAUGAGGCCGAAGUGAAGAAGCUGCGCCUUCGUGUCGAAGAGCUCAAGAAAGAAUUGGCCCAAGCCGAGGACGAGCUCGAUGAGGCCCAUAACCAGGCAAGGAAGCUGCAGCGGUCGCUGGAUGAGCAGACGGAGCAAGGCGAGAAUCUCCAGGUCCAGCUGGAACACCUGCAAUCCAGACUUCGCCGUCAGCAAAACAUCCCCAUUUUUGGGAAGAUCCGUGGCUCGCGCUUUGACCCCGACGAUCCCGGCGACGGCACCAGCGACCUGGAUGAAGACGAAGACCUCCAAAUCCAAGUUCCUUAGCAGCCAACUGCAAGAGGAAAUAUCAACGGUGCUAACGUUAGAGGCCAAGAUGGUUGCAGAACUGAAUAUUGUGCUUGGAUUGUGACCUUGCACAAUAGCAACAUGACCUCUUUUCGAUCCACCCAAAUGGAGAAGAGACACCGAGCUAUGAGAACAGAAAGAGAGACAUUUACACUUCCCUUGAACCACUUUUGGAUCUGAAGCCAUUGGUCCGGAGACAAUUUCAAAGAGAGUGUUGCCAUGCAAUGAACAACUUCCUUGCCUUCCUUGCCCUCCUUAUUCCACCAAACAUCUACAACUACAAAUCUCAUUCAUUCCAGGAACACUCUGCCUAUGUUGGGAUUACUUGUGUUGCAACUCAGAGUAGGUUUCACCUUGCUUCCUAACACCACCACACAAGAGUUGUAGUUUUACAGUUUAUUGAGGAAAAAAAAUCCAUCUAUGCUGAUGAUCGUGCCAUCACCGCUCAAGCAGGGAGCUUUGAGAUGGUUGAACAGAAGCUCUCCGAAUAAAGAAUAAGCACUGCAAAGUC
This is a messenger RNA of Anolis sagrei ordinatus, 2363 nucleotides long. The record is from RefSeq and is a predicted model, not a curated record. Lineage: Eukaryota; Metazoa; Chordata; Lepidosauria; Squamata; Anolidae.